AUGGCAGAGAGUGCCAUAUCUUAUUUGGUACAUCGGCUUUCAGCUUGGCUCCACGGUAGACAAAAAUGUUAUGAAGGAAUUGAACAAGAAAUUGUUCAUAUCAGGGAUGCAUUUGAACAUAUGAGGACUUUCUCAAGAGUAGCUGAUGCAAAAGAAGAAGAAGAUGUUGAUUUACAAGUAUGGAUCAAGCAAGUACAAUAUCUUGCACAUGAUAUCCAAGACAUUCUUGAAAAACAUCAUGUUAUGUGCAACAAUUUUCAAGAAAAGGCAUCAUGGCCAUGGAAAAAACCCCAUCAUUCAUUAAUGUCUAAGAAGUUAUUUGAAGCUCAGAAUGAUAAUCUUCAAGUUAUGUUGGAAGGUGUUAGGGCCCGAAUCAUCGUCAUUUCUGAAGGACAUAAAACAUUUCUUCAGAAAUAUGGUGUUACAAUAAGUCCUGAAAGUAGCAACAUCUCAUGGCGUAAUAACCAUGAAGAAGUAAUUCUUGAUGAUGAUGCAGAUCUUGUAGGUGUUGAAAAUCAUGAAUCAAUGCUUCUUGAUUGGUUACUUUCUGAUGAUCAAGAAUGGAAAUUGCUUUCUAUAGUUGGAACUAGAGGUAUAGGGAAAACUGCCCUAGUCAAGAAAAUCUUUGAUGAUGCAGCAGUGAGUAAGAAUUUUAAUCGAACUAUAUGGAUUGAGAUUCCAAGGUUUUCUGAUGUUACGGACAUGUUGUUGAGCAUGGUUAAUCUAAACGAUGACAGUACCCGUCGAGCACUUGAAACCAUGAAUGGUAACAUGUUGGCACAGUCCCUUCAACAAACCUUUGAGACAUUGAGGUACUUUGUUGUCCUUGAUGAUGUCCCUGAUAUUGACACAUGGAGGACUCUCAAAUAUUUAUUUCCUAGCAAAAGCCGUGGCAGCAGGGGUAUCAUCAUAUCGCGUUUUGCUGAAAUAUGCCAUACCAUUUGUGCUGAAACUGGUGGUGAUAGUCAUGUUUAUAGUUGGAAGCCUUUGUCUGAAGAAGAAUCUUGGAUUCUUUUCUGCAGAAAGGUAUUCUCAGGUAGCCUGUUAUGUCCUCCAUCUUUGAUGCAAAUCUCCAAAGACAUCGUAGAAAAAUGUAAUGGUUUGCCUCUGGCAAUUUUGUUGAUUGCUGGUGCACUGGCUACUAAAGGGAACAAAACAGAGGCGUGGGAGUUGUUUCAUGGCAACCUUGUUGACAAGUUACAAGGUAGUUAUAGUGAAGUCGAGCACAUGAAAAGGAUACUCAAUCUAUGUUAUCAAGACUUGCCUUUCUAUCUCAAGUCUUGUUUCACAUAUCUGAGCAUAAUUCCAAAAGAUCAUGUCAUUAAUAAGAAGAGACUGAUUCGACUAUGGGCAGCAGAAGGACUUGUCCUUGAAAGAGAAGGAAAGGGAAUUGCACAAGUUGCUGAAAGCUAUCUCAAUGAACUUGCAAACAGAAGCUUGAUCCAAGUUACCAAAAAGUACCCUGAUAAAUGGUUACAAUCAUUCAGCAUCCAUAGCAUGUGGUAUGAAACCAUCCUUUCUAAGUCCGGGGAAAGGGCCGUUACAACUAUAGCUAAUGGGGAAGGAACAAAAAGACCUCACAAAGUCAGACAUCUAGUAAUCGCUGAUGAAUUGGCUAAUGAUAUACAAGAUGUUGAUCGGUUUAAGCAUCUUCACUCUCUGAUAACAUUCAGGUCAUCAGAUUCUGUCACUAAUUCAUUCUUGUUGAAGCUGUUAUGUGGCAGUUUCAAGCUGCUCAAGGUCUUAGACUUAACAGGAGCCCCGUUGGUGAACGUACCAGAAGAAGUCUUUGAAUUAGUACAUCUCAAGUUUUUGAACUUGAGGAACACUAAGAUAAAACAUCUGCCAGGAUCAAUAUGGAAGCUUGAGUACCUCGAGUUCUUGGACCUAAGGGACACAUUGGUAAACAAAUUGCCUGAUGAGAUUCUAAGGCUUCAACAUCUUCGCCAUGUCUUCAUUUAUCGCUGGGGUGCUGAUUUUUUGCAUGGUUUCAAAGCUCCUAAGAACAUAGGGACCCUUGUGUCCUUAGAAGUGGUGAAUCUUAUAAAUGCCACUGCAAGCACAGUGAUUGAACUGGGAAAGUUAACAAGACUACAAAUAUUGGAAAUCGCGAAACUGAGAAGAAAACAUGGAAGGGAUCUUUGUUCUUCCCUUGACAAGUUGAUAAAUCUUCAACAACUAUCAAUCUCAUCUUAUGGGGUAAGUGACAUUAUUGAUUUGCACUAUCCCCUUUCUUCUACACACACAUCCCUCCGAAUAUUACUCUUCGAAGGGCGUCUAGAGAGGUUUCCACAAUGGAUAACAUCUCUUCAAGCCUUAGCCACAAUUCAUCUAAAAUGGAGCAAGUUAGUGGACAAUGCACUAGAGAGUCUUCAAGAUUUGCCCAACCUUGUAAAACUAGUGCUAGACCAGGCCUAUGAAGGCAAAGAAUUGAGGUUCAGGGAAGGUGGAUUCAAGAAACUGAAAGACUUACGUAUUCUGCACUCUACAGAAUUGAGACAGAUUAAAGUGGAAGAGGGGGCAAUGACUUCUCUUUAUGAGCUUCAAUUGCGCAACUGUGGAUUAAUGGAGGAGUUGCCCUUUGGGAUUGAACAUUUGAGCACGCUUCAGUAUCUUUCGCUGGAACAAAUGUCUGAGAAGUUGUUAAUGACUGUGCAGCCUAAGGACAGUCAAAGUGGGGAUUACUGGAAAAUUGCUCAUAUUCACGGACUUCAUAUAGAAUAG
This is a messenger RNA of Nicotiana tabacum (common tobacco), 2724 nucleotides long. Its product is annotated as disease resistance protein RPM1-like. Gene Ontology annotation, molecular function: ADP binding. NCBI's taxonomy places the organism in Eukaryota, Viridiplantae, Streptophyta, Magnoliopsida, Solanales, Solanaceae. The record is from RefSeq and is a predicted model, not a curated record. Gene Ontology annotation, biological process: defense response to other organism.